Molecule: messenger RNA, 1881 nt
Organism: Branchiostoma floridae (Florida lancelet)
Lineage: Eukaryota; Metazoa; Chordata; Leptocardii; Amphioxiformes; Branchiostomatidae
Product: poly(U)-specific endoribonuclease-B-like
Exons: 9
Coding region: 159-1193 (344 amino acids)
Molecular function (GO): RNA endonuclease activity
Source: RefSeq, a predicted model, not a curated record
AGGGUAUUCCCCAACUUUUGACGUGGCGCAGCGUAUAUUUAGCGUGGAUGACACCGGGGCAUUUCCACAGUUUCGUUCUGGCGCAGUUUGUAUUCAGUCCGGACUGAGAUCGGUUAUAUUCAGCACCUGAGGAAGAGCGGUACGUCUUGCAAGAUAAAAUGUCUGACAUCUACUCCACGCUGUGGGCUCUCGACCAUACCCGCCUGGAGAGAGGGGUUGACUAUGACGUAAACCUAUGCGGUGACAAACUGUUCCCCUUUGUGAAACAACGCAAGUUGGAAAGUAUCCCAACUUAUGAAGCCUUUCUGAGGUUGCUGGACAACUAUACAGCUGACGUCAACCAACCAGAGCAUGUGACACAGAAGGAACAGAACGAGGCCAGGGCGUUCCUGAACCGUUGCCUGGAGACCGAGGUGAUGCAGGAGGCACAUUCCUUCUUGGCUGAUGAAGGAUGUGUGCCUGAAAGUAAAAAGGGGUUCAAGGACGUGUUAUACAAGAUGUGGUUCACACCCUACACCAGGACUCACAACGACAGGGCCCAGCGUUCAUCCUCGGCAUUUGAGCACACCUUUGUGGGAGAGACCCGCUGUGGUCACGUGAUCGGUUUCCACAACUGGCUCCGUCUCUACAGCGAGGAGCGCCAGGGAAACAUCCGACACAAGGGCUGCAGGUGCUGCGACUGCGACGACCGCAUCAUCCUCACCAUUGACUUCGACUGGAAGGGCAAGAGCAAGACCAGGGACAGUUUCUUCGUCGGCACGAGCCCGGAGUUUGAGUUGGCCUUGUACACCGUCUGUUUCCUGGCUGGGGACGGAGCGAAGACCGAGGUCGUCCUCGGGGGAGAGAGAGUCACAAUCGCCACUUAUAAACUGAACGGACAGAUCGGGUCUUGCUAUCCGAUCCUGCAGCAACAAGAUCAAUCUGACACGGAAUCUGAUACCGAGGAUGACAGCGCUGACAACCCAAUGCUUGCUGAAGGCCUGGACUUCUUGGAGUACCUUGAAGACCAGGACAUCGGUCCAGAGAUGGGGAAGAGAAGGCUGAAGGGGAUCUACGAGGACGACUACACGGAGUCGUGCGGGAGGAGGUCCGGCACGCCCUUCUCACAGGUCCUGCGUACUCUCAAGUGGAACGACAAGGUGGAGAUCUACAUCAACAACGAUGGGGUAGACAUCGUCAACAUCUUGGAGUAAAGCUAUAAAGACCAUAGAUUAGUGGUUUUGCUUUCCUCAAGUUUGUGUGGUUGGUACAGUCGUCUGAAAUCAAUAAGGUUGAUACUUCAUAGUAAUCUAAAUGGAAAUGGCACUAUUCUACUCAAUUGUCGUUGUAAAUAUAGGUGUAGAAUUUAUGCAAAUUUGGCGUAUUUAUUCUUGCUUUGGUGGACCGUGAAUAUGGGUACAAUCCGCAGAUAUCAUAGGGAGCAGUUCUAAGGUAAUCGGGUAGAUGUCGCUUUCGAGUAGCCCAAAUCUGACAGACUUCACAGGAUCGAUAUCAUGUUAUGAGUACGUACAAAGUGCGUGGGAAUUCAGCAGGUGAUGUUGGUUUUUGUGUAAGAGGAUGUGGAAUUAUGGAAUGGACCGUGGCCCGGUGUGAGUGAUUGUAAAUCACCUAUUGAUGAAAUGGACAAACAGUGGAAAAUAAGUCUAGAAAGAUACCGAUAUCAUGUUGGGCGAAUGUCCAACAAUAUCCACACAGGAAAAUAACACCUGCGUCAAUCCUUUAUAUCUUAUCAAAUCUGUUGUGCGUCAUCCCUGAGUAAAGUCUGUUAGUAUGUUUUACUUGUGUCAGGAUAUGUUACUGUUCUAUUUACCUACGCCAGGAACGUGUUAUUGUCGCUUUUCAACAAGAGUGAUGUAACGAUGACAAUAGCAAUCUGGGAAA